Aspergillus puulaauensis is the source of this 1257-nucleotide messenger RNA. RefSeq lists its product as uncharacterized. The record is from RefSeq and is a predicted model, not a curated record. The coding region runs from base 1 to 1257 and encodes 418 amino acids. The transcript is spliced from 4 exons. Lineage: Eukaryota; Fungi; Ascomycota; Eurotiomycetes; Eurotiales; Aspergillaceae.
AUGGCUGCAGCGCAAUCUCCCGCUCUCUCAGAAGCAAAGCCAACCAGUGUUAGCAAUUCUGCUGCUGGUACUGCUUCAGAACUUUCUGGAUUUCCACACUACAAAGAACUUCAUAAGAACCUGCGCAACAAUGUGAAGAAGCUGAAUGCGACCGCUAAAGUUGACGCUAUCAUCGCCGAGAAUCCAAAAAAGACACUGGAUGAGCUGGUUGCGGAGAAGAAGAUCAACAAUGACCAAAAGGCGCAAGCCCUGAAGAAACCGGCUCUUCAGGUCGCCGUUUCGCAGCUGGAGGAGCAGAUAGCUCAUUACAAGGAGUUUGCGACAUUUUACGAACAGCGCUUAGCUAGCCAGAAGGCGGAGCUCGAGAAGGCACACAAGGAGCUGGAGGCUCUCCGGGAGGAAGCCGCCAAUGCACCAGCCGCUCAGGCAGCCCCUGAAGUAAAGAAAGAGGAUUUCAGCGAGCAGUUGCUGCGUGUGGCCAAGUUCCUGUCUGCUGCUGCGGUCAGGAGGCACCGCGGUCUCGGCUCUGAGGUGGACACUCCCGCCUUUGAAGGUGUCCUCGCGCAAGUCUAUAGUGGUGAUCUUAAUGCGGUUGCCUCGAUGCAAAAGCUCAUCGAUGGCACUGAUGAGAAGGUUAGCAGUGUUGAGGGUAACAUACUAGACAUCACCUACUCCCAGGUCAUCCAGCUUUCCGAAGAGACCAAGGAUCCGGAGGCUGCACCCGCAUCUGAUCCUACCGCAGCUAACGCGGCCUCCACCGAGCUUCAAGAUCCGACCUAUACUACUGAAGCUGCUUCAAACGAAGCUACAGGUUCCGCGCCUGAAGCUGAGAAUGUUGCUCCUCCCCCGCAGACCCUUGUUUCGGACGGUGCGAAUGCGGUCGCCGAAGCCGCCUGGGAGCCACACAAUGAUCCUCUUGCCUCCUCCACGAACACGGAAGGCUUUGUCGAAAUUCCUCGUAAUCCGGCUGAGACAGAAACCGGUCUCCAGGCAACUCCUGCCAAUAUCAACGCCGACGUUGCUCCACAGGAAAGCGCAGCGCCCUUUAAGCCUGGCGAGAAUGGCCUCGAGUCGGCCGGCGAUCGCCACCAGAGGCAGCCUAGCUUCCGCGGACGUGGUCGCGGCCGUGGCCGUGGUGGUGAUGGCUUCCGUGGCCGUGGCCGUGGUGACUUCCGCGGUCGUGGUCGGGGUGGCCGUGGUGGCCGUGGCCGCGGAGGACCGAACGGUGCUCCCGCUGCCACUCCUGCAUCCCAGUAG